Messenger RNA from Jatropha curcas, 1737 nucleotides. RefSeq names its product Major facilitator superfamily protein. Gene Ontology annotation, cellular component: membrane. The record is from RefSeq and is a predicted model, not a curated record. Lineage: Eukaryota; Viridiplantae; Streptophyta; Magnoliopsida; Malpighiales; Euphorbiaceae.
GCAGAAGAUAGUGACACGGUUUUCGCGCAACCCAAUGUCUUGUACAGAUCUACGUUUUCUUUUUCUUUUUGAAUCCCUCCUCCACGUGUCCUCAUCUGAUCCCACCGCCACCGCCUCCGCCAACUCCACCACCGUAAUAAAAGCCUAUCAAUUCCCUGAAGAAUUAUAUAUACAUUAUUACCAGAGAUUUUAACCUUUCAUAGAUUUUGGGAAAUGGUAUCUUCUUCUUCUUCUACUGAUUGGAACCCGAUCCGAGUAGUACUCGGACUCGGGUUCUGGGUCCAAGGUUUUAGGUGCUUUCCAUGGAUGGCAGUGAAUUUUUUCCUAAAAGACGCUCUGAAUGUGGACCCCUCCACUCUCCAGCUCCUUCAGAGCUCUGCUAAUCUCCCCAUGGUUGGGAAGCCUUUCUACGGCAUCAUUUCCGAUGCCGUUUACAUCUCCGGCCAGCAUCGCAUUCCAUAUAUUGUCUUCGGUGCAUUCCUACAAGCAAUUUCAUGGAUAGCUAUUUCAAUAAUCCCACAAUCAAGCCUCUCCAUCUUCUGCAUCAGCAUGUACCUUCUCCUUAGUAAUCUUGGUGCUUCAAUAGCAGAGGUUGCAAAUGACGCCAUUGUUGCUGAGAUAGGAAAACAACUUACCACCUCUUCUAAAAAACCUCAGUCAUCUUCAGGUGAGCUUCAGUCCUUUGUUUGGAUUGCUUCCUCCGCUGGCGGUGUCCUUGGAAACCUUUUGGGUGGUGUUGCCAUUGCUAGAUUUUCCCCUCAAGCUAUGUUUCUCUUUUUCGGUUUCAUAGUUGCUCUCCAAUUUUUUAUAACCCUUGCGGUUCGCGAAAGCUCCCUUAACCUUCCUAAAAGUUCAUCAAGUGUUGGGAUUAGAAAACAGCUUUCACAGCUCUCACUUGCGUUAAAGAAACCUGACAUUGCUUACUCGAUAGCAUGGUUUGCAGCAUCUUAUGCUAUAAUUCCAACGUUGACGGGAACCAUGUUCUUUUAUCAAACACAAUAUCUGAAGGUUGAUUCAUCCCUACUAGGGAUCUCUAAGGUUUUUGGUCAGGCUGCAAUGCUUCUAUGGAGUGUAAUCUACAACCGUUACUUGAAAACAAUUCCUGCAAGAAAAUUGAUUGCAGCUAUUCAAGCUACAAUGGCAGUGUUCAUGAUUUCUGAUGUGUUAUUUGUUAAGGGAUUUUAUCGAAGUGCAGGGGUGCCAGAUGCAUUGUACGUCAUAAUCUUUUCAGGCCUUUUAGAGGUACUGUUCUUCUUUAAGAUUCUGCCUUUCAAUGUUCUAAUAGCGCAGCUAUGCCCACCGGGGUGUGAGGGGUCACUGAUGGCGCUUGUAGCAUCUGCUAUAGCCCUUGCAUUCAUAGUGAGUGGAUACCUUGGUGUUGCACUAGCAUCAUAUGUUGGAGUCACAGGAGAUGAUUUUUCAGGGCUUCCCAGAGCCCUUCUAAUACAGGCUGUGUGCACACUUUUGCCAAUUUAUUGGUGGUCAUAUAUUUCAGAUGAUGACAAAUACAAAACUAGGAAGAAGAGCGAGUAGCAUAAGAUUGAAAUUUCUUUAAUUUUUUGUAGGUUUUUUAGAUUUUUUUUUUAACCUUAUUAUACAUUCAUAUAUUUAUUACAAAUACUAUCAUUUGUUGUAAUUCUAAGCAAUUUCCAUAUAAAGCAAAUUUAUUGUACGGUUGUGAUCAAUAUUCAAAUGUAAUUCAAGUUUCAGCAGCUGAAAGAACUGCUAGUAAAGAAA